Messenger RNA from Cydia fagiglandana, 545 nucleotides. RefSeq lists its product as uncharacterized. The record is from RefSeq and is a predicted model, not a curated record. NCBI's taxonomy places the organism in Eukaryota, Metazoa, Arthropoda, Insecta, Lepidoptera, Tortricidae. The transcript has 3 exons. The coding region runs from base 133 to 423 and encodes 96 amino acids.
UACUUCUUAUCAGUAUGAUAAGAUAACUGAGGCUAGCACGAACACACCUUGUAUUGCGUUCCAAACUGUUGGCUGUUUUUAGUGCAAAGUUGUUUUAUUAUAAUUAAUGUAAAGGAGUGACAGUAAUCCAAAAUGGCACAAAGGAAGUCCUUACUGUUUUACUUGGCGGCUAUCUUGGUAAUCAUCAGCACGCUCACACAGGAGGCUGAAGCUCGAAGAAAGAUCUUGAGAGGAAGACGUGUCAUGACACGGACUUAUUACCGUGGCAACGCGAUACCAGCUUGGGCGAUAAGCCUCCUCGCAGGCAUUGGAAUGCUUUUGAUUGGCGGCGUUCUGUACGUGGUUAUGAGAAAACUCGUCCUCUCCUCCGAAACGGGCACUCUGAAUACUUAUCAACCUGCGUUGCAGAAUGAAGACGUUUGAAGAGCAGUUUUAUACGAAACGUGAGAUGAACGUCUUUUGGAACCAUUCUUGGUCAAUUACGUUUUAACCCUUUUCCAGGCAUAGUGCACCUAGCGACCACAUACCCGCCAAAGAAUUUCGAC